Molecule: messenger RNA, 673 nt
Organism: Theobroma umbraticum
Lineage: Eukaryota; Viridiplantae; Streptophyta; Magnoliopsida; Malvales; Malvaceae
Product: zinc-ribbon domain protein
Source: RefSeq, a predicted model, not a curated record
GAUAAUACAUAUUCCCAAAUUAAACACAGAAGCACCUAGAGCCCUCCAUUGAUGAAACUUGAGAUUCUGCAACCGCUUUAAUCCUCAUAAAUAAAAGGCAAAACCACCAUAACUCAAAAACCUCAAACAAACCCAGAAACAAAAGAAGCAACCAAAGAUGUUCUUUUUCUUUGUGGGUGGAUUAGAGCAACAAGUGAGGCGAGUGCUGAAAUCGGGUGUGGGCAGGUGCAUAAACUGUAAUUCAAGAGCUGAUCUUGUCGAGUACGAGAAAGUGUUGAAGCUUUUCUUUGUGCCCGUUUGGAGAUGGCCAGGAAAAGACCCUCUCAUGCACUGUAACAACUGCAACCUCUUUUUCCCUCGGGAUUUGUCUUUUCCACCUCCCAAGGUUGAUUCAUCAUCUGCUGCCGUUUCAGAGGCUUUGCGUUGUCGUUUUUGUGACCGGCUUGUUGAGCCUGAGUUCAGAUUCUGCCCCAUUUGUGGCUCUGCUGUCUAAUUUUCCUUUUGCGGGGAGGGCUUGAAUUUAUUUUAUGCUAAUUAAUUAGAAGAGGCAGUUUCAAACAGAAAGCAAUAAGAUUGCAAUUUCUGUAUAGUGGUAAGUACCGUCAGGGUUUUUGAAUUUCUUUUUUGAAUGUAUUUGUCUAGUUUAUAUAAAAAUGGGAUUGAGUGAUCCAAA